GGGGUGAGCUCUGUUCCUCUGAGACACAGUCUCUGUUGCUAAAGAAACCCCAUUUCGAGGAGUUAGAGACCACCGCACCACCGGAAGCAUCGAUAACUCCAAACGUAAUUUAGCAGUUGGCGGUCGCUCCAAACUCUCCCAAGAAAGAGAGGAGCUUCCAACGGCUAUAUUUCUCCUUCCUUCUCUCUGUCCACCUCUGCCUUCAAUCUCUCUCUCUCUCUCUCUCUCUCUUGCGGUCAUUAGCAGGUCUAAACGAGACAAGGACUGUGGAGCCAACAACGUUAUUGUGAAUGGUGGAGAUAUCUUGGGAUCUCUUCUCUGAAAAUUAAGAAAAUUUGCAGAAGACAAGCUAUAAACAGUUUUGGAAGGUCAAUUGUUGAAACAUUCAAUCCUUGGUGGCAGUUGGUGUUGAGUAUACCCUUAAGAAGUUAACCUUAGUUUGUAAUGGAGGAGGUCUUCCUGCAGAACCAGAUUGCAGCUAUGGAUAAAGCAGGAAAUGUAGUUCUGGACAUUGAAAGCCUUACACAGCCCUCUGAUAAGUGCUCUGGAAGUCCGAAAAUGACCAAAGCUCUUUCUCGUAAGGGUUCAAGCAGAAUGGAGAAGCGAAAUGGUGAAGAGCAAGAAGCAGAUGAGACAUCAAAAAAACUUGUCAUUAAAGUGGGGUGUUCCCAGCUGGAUCAGUUGAAACAGCCUGCGAUGCCAAUCAAAGUUCUCAUAGCGCCUCCAACUUCAGUUAAUAUUUCCGGUGUUGCAGAUACUGGGGAUGGAAGGAGUAGGAGAUUUCAUCGCCUAACAACUAUCAACCCGAAGAAAAUCCUUCUCCUUUUUGCUUCUAUGUCAAGCAUGGGGACAAUGAUUCUCAUAUAUUUUACGCUUGCUAUCAGUCGACAAGGGGAAGUGUAACCGUGUUUUGAAAGUUCGAUGGGUGGACAACUUGACUAUUUUUGGCAUGGUUUUGAUAGGAAGGCACAGUGGAUACACUCUUGCUGGCUGCUGGGCACAUGUCUGCUAUAUUCCUCACUCUCUCUGAAUGGGAGCUAUGAGCAUUUUUAUGAUUGAAGUAUUAAAGAAACAGAUAGCUCCACAUUAUGAUGCUUAGUGUGAGAAUCUGUGAAGUCCCAGCUGUAAAAGCUUGCAUGGUACUACUUAUAGCAAGUUUAUUUGCAUGAUUUGAGUAGUGUUAUGUGUAGAUAUUGGAUGCUAUUUUUGAAUAAAUGUUCAGUUUUGUGCACAAGUUGCAGCUGUGUAAA
Messenger RNA from Phoenix dactylifera (date palm), 1250 nucleotides. The record is from RefSeq and is a predicted model, not a curated record. NCBI's taxonomy places the organism in Eukaryota, Viridiplantae, Streptophyta, Magnoliopsida, Arecales, Arecaceae.